UGAUGGGAUCCCUCCAAAUAGACCCGCUCAACUCGAGAAUCCUGCAAGAUGGCCAAAAAGAAGUCGAAGAAGACUCAGUUCACCUUGAAGCCGUGGUGUUGGUAUUGCGAGAGAGAGUUUGAAGAUGAGAAAGUUCUCUUGCAACAUCAAAAGGCGAAACACUUCAAGUGUCGGCAUUGUCCAAGAAAGUUGAAUACGGCGGGAGGUCUGAUGGUGCAUUGUCAGCAGGUCCACAAGACGGAGCCCGACAAGUUGGAAAACACCCUGCCUGGACGGGAUGGGUACGACGUCGAGAUCUUCGGGAUGGAAGGUGUACCAGCCAAGGACAAGGACGAAUGGAAGGCCAAGAAGGAAGCCGAGUUUGGUGUCAACCUGAAUCAACAGCAGAACCCGAACAAGCGGCCCAAAAUCUACCACGGGGUCAUUAGCGAGAACGACUUGAAGUUGGCGCUCGAACAGCACAAGAUGUUGAUGAGCGGUGGAAAGUUGGGGUCGCUUCCGGGUAUGCCGAUGGGUGGUCUGCCAGGUAUGCCGCCGCCAAGCAUGAUUCCGGCAGGCCCGCCCAUGUUCAUGCCUCCUCCAGGAAUGGCACCUCCUUUCCCUCCCUUCCCCGGUGCACCGAUGCCUCCCUUCCCUGGAGCUGGAAUGCCCGGUAACCUACCCUUCCCUCCUCCUCCUGGAUUCCGACCGCCUUUCCCUCCAAUGGGCAUGCCUGGUAUGCCCAGCCCAAUAGGCGUACCUCCCUUCGGUCCUCCUGGCGGGAUGAUGGGAUCGCCAGCGAGCGCGAUAGCAGCUCCCUCUGCAUUGGGAUCCGUGGUGACCGUCAUGCCCGCUCAGAAUGGUGUCAUCUGGCCGGAUGCGGAUGCUUCUCCCGCCGAAAAACGUGCUCAACAACCUCAAUACCGACAUUCAUCUCCUGCUCUUUCCAGCGCACCCCUUCCAUUCCCUGACCAGGGUCACCAACCCCCUGCCUUUGCGCAGACGAGCGGAAUCCCCUCGGCAUCCGGUGCGGCUCCCUCGGCUUCCAACCUGCAAGACAAGUACGCGACGACGCCGAUUCCUGAAGCUCCUACCGGUGUACCCGGACCGCAUAGCACUCUGACCUCGUUGGAUGGGAGUGGCGUACAACCCGGAGAGACGGUCAAGGUGGAGAAUGAUGUCACUGCGAGUCUGAAGAGAAAGGCCGAGGAUGACGUUCCUGUGGCGUGAAGCAGCGGGAUGAGAACUCUGUAGCUUGUGCGAUACUUUGUCAAUUAUGGGAUAAGACAUGUACAUUGGCCUUGGCGG
Molecule: messenger RNA, 1287 nt
Organism: Filobasidium floriforme
Lineage: Eukaryota; Fungi; Basidiomycota; Tremellomycetes; Filobasidiales; Filobasidiaceae
Exons: 7
Coding region: 49-1209 (386 amino acids)
Cellular component (GO): nucleus
Source: RefSeq, a predicted model, not a curated record